UCGAUAAUUAUAUGAUUUUUAAAUUUAUUUUGUAUGGGAGGAGAUGCAAAACCAAAUUAAACAAAACUUGAAUACUCGUGUGCAUAAUUUCAUGGAUUAAUGCAAAUUACGAUAUUAUGUACAGAAAGAAAUGAGUUAAAUCGUAAAGGGACUUUUGAAAGAAACAUGGAUUCAACAAUGAUAUCUGGAGAUCACGCAAUUAAAACACGUUCUUUAACGUCUAUUUUCAAGAACAUCAGCCUUGUUUGAGAUAUAAAAAAUAUUUUUAAAAAUAAAGCAAUUCAAACUACUUCUCUAUUUUGCAUCAAAUAUAUACUAGUUCAAACGAAUGUCAAGUUUGUUACAAGAGCCGUUUUUCAAGCUAGAAGACAUAGAAAUCUCCUAUUACACUGCUUCUUUAUUCAAAAGAUUUGCUGAAAAUAUGUGGGAACAUUGUGCUUAACUUACUUUGACAAAGCAUUACAACAUGGACAAGAUAUUUCCUUGUUUAAUUAAGCGUGCGAGCUAGCGAUCAAGAUUCAAUAUCAGAGUGUCAUUGCCUAUGUAUGUAGGGAAAAUGUUGACGUUCUGUACUUUUUUAUGGAGAAUAGCGUUUCUAGUGGCUGUGAUGACAUACAUUGUAAUGUUCUAUAGAGGAAUGGGAUUUUGGACAAUGAGACACGAUGUCACGUUUGAAAAUUUGACAUCACAGCACCAUCUUAACAGGAGCAAAGAGAACUAUUUGAUACUUUAUUACAAUGUACCUGCGUUCAUAAGUAGAUAUAGAAAAUAUGCUAUGUCGUGUGACUUUAAAAAAUGCCCAUGGAAUAAUUGUGAAUUGACCUUUGAUAAGAAAUAUGCCAGAAAAGGUGACGCUGUUAUAUAUGACGGUAUUUUCAUUCCUAAAAAACUUGAAUUUAUUCGACCAAUCGGACAAGUUUGGAUAUUUGCUGCACACGAGUCACCGCAUUUGUACGGCAUGGGCGGCAACUCGUGGACAAAUUACACCUUCAACUGGACGAUGACGUAUAAUAAGAACAAUACUGACAUUCAUCUUCCUUACGGAGAACUACGGAAGCGUGCCGGGGACAAAUUGCGUGAUUAUGAAGCAAUAGCUCGUGGUAAAAAUAAGACAUCACUUAUAAUUGUAUCUAAUUGUAAAACGUCAUCGAGAAGACAAGAGUUUGUUAAGGAACUAAGUAAAUAUAUGGAUAUCGAUAUAUUGGGUAAAUGUGGCGGGAAACCGUGGGAUUGUGGGACACAUCGCGUUCAUGACGAAAACUGCUUUAAUAUCCUAAACUCAUAUAAAUUCUACUUAGCGUUUGAGAAUGCAUUUUGCAAUCAAUAUUUCUCGGAAAAGUUUUUCGAAAAUUUCAAUUAUGAUACAAUUAUGGUUACACGUGGCGGUCUACACGGUGAUGCCAAACGAUUAUUCCCGAGUGGAUCAUUUAUAUCAACAGACGACUUCCGGUCGGCAAAAGAUCUGGCACAAUAUCUCAAAGGUCUAUCGGUCUCUGACUACGCAAAGCUUUUAGAGAGAAAAGACCAAUUUAAUUCAAUUGGAUUUAAAGAAGUGUAUCAACAGGCAUUGUGUGACGUUUGUUACAGGAUGAACUUUCAGGACGAGUACAGUAAGGUCAUAAACGACAUGCAUGAGUGGGUACUUGACAAUAAGCCUUGUUUAAAUUUCAACGAAAUUAAAGAUUUAACUUAAGGUGUAAAUAAAUGUACAAUUUUAUAAUGUUGAUACAUAUGUAUGUAAUAAAGCUAAUAUGAAACAUAGGUAAAUAAUAUGAUAUACAUAUGUAAAUAAUAUGAUACAUAUGUGUAGUUCAUAUAAUGCAUAUGUAAAUUACU
Molecule: messenger RNA, 1836 nt
Organism: Ruditapes philippinarum (Manila clam)
Lineage: Eukaryota; Metazoa; Mollusca; Bivalvia; Venerida; Veneridae
Product: alpha-(1,3)-fucosyltransferase 7-like
Exons: 3
Coding region: 542-1693 (383 amino acids)
Cellular component (GO): membrane
Molecular function (GO): alpha-(1->3)-fucosyltransferase activity
Source: RefSeq, a predicted model, not a curated record